CUGAUUGGGCACAAACGAAGUGGUGUGUGUGUGCGCGUUUUUUUCGGGGUUUUUAACGUACCGAGAAUUUUGAAUCUGUGCUGAGUGCUGAGUUUGUGAUCAACCGCAACCAAACGACCGUAUAGUGACUUCGUAGUAGUAAGGCAGAUAUUGUGGUGCGAUUGUUUGUGCUAAGUUUCGAGUUCGAGUUCCGAGCAGUUUUCUUCACAAUGUGUUCCCGCAAUCUAGCAAUUUCGUUGGCAUUGAUUAUCGCACUGGUACCACUGUCAACUGUCGCCUUACCUCACCACAGCAUCGUGAAGCGGAGCUCUUUUUUUGACAUAGAAUGUAAAGGACAGUUCAACAAACAGAUCUUCUACCGGUUGGACCGAAUAUGUGAAGACUGCUACUCGCUGUUCCGGGAGCCACAGAUACUCUCCUACUGCAAGGAGGGCUGCUUCGGAACGGACUACUUCUUGGCAUGCGUUGAAGCACUGUUUCUCGAGGAGGAGAAGGAAAAGUUCAUGAAAUGGCGCGAAAUGUUGGGCAAGAAGAAGUAAGCGAACAGGUGGCCGCGGAUGGAUUGACGCCGAUAAUGCAGUUCAAAGUGUGACACUUUUUGCUUCUUGUUUUUUGGGAGAACAACAACAACGAAAAAAAGGAAAAAACAAACAAACAAACAAACGCUUUCUCUCUUACCACAUCGCUCCUGACCUCCCGGGGGCCCGGGGACCAUAUGCUCUCUACAUGCUGCGCAACACAUGUGUUCCGUUUUUUGUUCGUUAGUUGUUUUGUUCUACAAAAUCGGAAACGGAACUAAGCGGAAUUGUGCAGCGUGCGUGCAAGCGUGGUCGGAAUGCUGCCGGAUGCUUUCGUUUUCUACGCGGCGGCAGUGCUGGAACGUUAUUUAUGCUUAAGUACUUUUGCGCCUUGUAAAAUAUUUCAACCGCUCGAUGUAAACCCUAUGCACCCAAUCAUUUGCCAUCUCUGGCAAGGUAUUUUUGUUUUAUAAACCGCGUUAGGAAAGCUUUCCCUGUUUUUUUGUUACUGGGAGUUCUUUAUCUUUGUACAUAAUUAUUUUCACGUAUAAACGAAGGUAUAAACACAAAACAAACCGUGCUAGUUAGAAAGCGCUAGAGAGCUGGGAUGUAAUGCCGUACACUGUGAAUUAGGGCCAUUAGCGUAUAGAUAGUUGAACAGUUUUGUGAGAGAAGCUUGAAGCAGGACGCGGGCAAGCAGCAGGUGAAAGGAGCUUUGUGCGGUGGUUUGCGAUAUAGGUGAGCCCUUGCCCAUGCGCGGGUUUUAGAAGGUACGAAUCGGAAGAGAGGGGAAAACACACAAGGUAUUUAUUUUAAUCCUUAAUCAGCGAGGAAUAAGCAAGCAUAAUAUAAUGUUACUUUUUCAAUCUACGAACAGAUGCAAAACACUGCAAAAGAACGAAAGAUGAAACCUCCUUAAUUUUAUGUAAGUCGCCUAACGUGGAGCAGAUUAACUUAUUUAGUUAUCAGUUGCAAGUGCUAAGACAUUAGAAACAGGAGAUGGGGGAGAAUGGGGGGGUGGAACCCGGAGCGAAACACGGAACGAACAGGAAACGUUUGGAACGAUUGCUGUGAGUGUACAACUAGUGAAAGUGUAACAAAAAAAAGAAGAUAAGAAAAGUAAACAACAACAAACAAAAAAAGGCCCCCCCGCCAUACACUAGAACA
Messenger RNA from Anopheles moucheti, 1685 nucleotides. It is a transcript of the gene ITP, whose product is annotated as ion transport peptide. Gene Ontology annotation, molecular function: neuropeptide hormone activity. Gene Ontology annotation, biological process: circadian rhythm. The record is from RefSeq and is a predicted model, not a curated record. Bases 210 to 539 code for a protein of 109 amino acids. NCBI's taxonomy places the organism in Eukaryota, Metazoa, Arthropoda, Insecta, Diptera, Culicidae. Gene Ontology annotation, cellular component: extracellular region. The transcript has 3 exons.